Messenger RNA from Aspergillus terreus NIH2624, 1380 nucleotides. RefSeq names its product FAD-dependent oxidoreductase. Gene Ontology annotation, molecular function: FAD binding. The record is from RefSeq and is a predicted model, not a curated record. Bases 1 to 1380 code for a protein of 459 amino acids. The transcript is spliced from 4 exons. Lineage: Eukaryota; Fungi; Ascomycota; Eurotiomycetes; Eurotiales; Aspergillaceae.
AUGGAGUCAAAGUUCAAGGUCAUUAUUGUUGGAGGCUCCAUAUCGGGCCUCACCCUCUCUCAUUGUCUGAAUGCCGCCGGAAUCUCCAAUAUCGUUCUUGAAAAGCAUACGGAUAUUACCGCCCAGGUUGGUGCUUCGAUUGGGGUUCUACCAAACGGCGCAAAAAUUCUCGACCAGUUGGGCCUCUUCAGUCGCAUUGAGAAACUGAUUGAACCACUCACGCGUGCUCACAUAGCCUAUCCAGACGGAUAUGUGCUUGCUAGUGACUAUCCAGUCACAGUGAAGGAAAGAUACGGGUAUCCUUUGGCCUUUCUCAGCAGACAAGAACUUAUCGGAGUCCUCUACCACUCUUUUCAGGAUAAUUCACACAUCCGUACGGGCCAACAAGUAGCCAAACUGGAAGAUCUAAAGGAUCGAGUGCGUGUGACUACAAAGUCUGGAGUCACAUAUGAGGGAGAUCUAGUUGUGGGUGCAGAUGGGGUUCACAGUCAAGUGCGGUCGGAGAUGUGGUCUUUCUCGAAUUCCCCUUACCUUGGGAGAAUCUCAUCGCAGGAGCAGAAAGGAUUGACGGUAGAAUUCUUAUGCGUCUUUGGAAUUUCAUCGGCCGUGCCCGGACUCGACAUUGGAGAGCAAGUGGCCUGCUUUCACGAUGGCUUCACAAUCAUGACAUACCAAGGCCUGGGAGGACAGGUAUACUGGUUCAUUGUUCAAAAGCUUGACCGGAAAUACACAUACCCCUAUCACCCGUCUUUCUCCAAACAGGACGCUGUCGAUGUGUGUGAGCGACUGGGAAAUGUCUGGCUUCGCGAUACGGUGCACUUCCGCCACGUCUGGGCGAACCGGGAAACGUUUGCCGUGACUCCAUUGGAGGAAGGCAUAGUCCGUCCCUGGCACUCCGGUCGAAUGGUCUGCAUUGGCGAUAGCAUACACAAGAUGACCCCCAACCUCGGACAGGGCGCCAACCUUGCCAUCGAAGAUGCAGCCGAGCUAGCCAACUUCCUUCACGCCAUGACCAACAAAAUGGGAUCCGCCAAACCAUCACGACAGCACUUGCACGACAUCCUCCAUGCGUACCAGACAAAGCAUGUGAAAAGAGUGUCACAUGUUUGUUACCUCUCGGCGUACCUGGCGCGAUUGCAUUCCCGUCAGGGACUCAUACAUAUCAUCAUGGGCCGCUACCUUCCGCCGAUUCUCAAGGAUAUCCCGGCUGACUUGAUUUCGAAUGUGGUUCACGACGCGGUGACGCUUAGUUAUCUCCCCAAUCCAGGGCGGGAGGCAACUGGAUGGAGCAUGCUGAGGAAUCUUAAAAUAGCUGGGCUGGUUCUGACGGUUGCGGUAGCCUUUUUGCUAACUGCAAUGGUGCUACAUCAUUUCAUCUGA